Molecule: messenger RNA, 1706 nt
Organism: Sturnus vulgaris (Common starling)
Lineage: Eukaryota; Metazoa; Chordata; Aves; Passeriformes; Sturnidae
Gene: PPP2R3C
Product: protein phosphatase 2 regulatory subunit B''gamma
Biological process (GO): cortical cytoskeleton organization; B cell homeostasis; T cell homeostasis
Cellular component (GO): centrosome; spindle
Source: RefSeq, a predicted model, not a curated record
UAAUUCAUAUGGUUGGUCUGUGCUCCCCUCAUUUCCGCUUAAUAUCUAUGUUACUAAACAGCACAACCAGAUAAGCCUCAGUAUUAGCUCUAUUUUUCAAGCCUCUCGAUACAUUAGAACUCUGGAGUACACCGUGAAUAUUCUUUUCUGUGUCAAUCAGCCAAAAAGAGUGAACAAGAGCUAAAGGAUGAAGAAAUGGAAUUGUUCACAAAAUAUUACAUGGAGUGGAAAGGAGGGAAAAAAUGUGACAAUAUAUCAUAUGCAAACAUACCACGAUUUUACUACAGGUUGCCAGCUGAAGAUGAAGUCUUGCUUCAGAAAUUAAGAGAAGAAUCUAGAGCUGUCUUUCUGCAGAGAAAAAGUAGAGAACUAUUGGAUAAUGAAGAGCUGCAGAAUCUAUGGUUCCUACUGGACAAACAUCAAACAUCACCAAUGAUUGGGGAAGAAGCAAUGAUUAAUUAUGAGAACUUCUUAAAAGUUGGUGAAAAAGCUGGACCAAAAUGCAAGCAAUUUUUUACAGCGAAGAUCUUUGCUAAAUUACUCCAUAAUGAUCCUUAUGGGAGAAUAUCUAUCAUGCAGUUUUUCAAUUAUGUCAUGCGAAAAGUAUGGCUUCAUCAGACAAGAAUAGGUCUCAGCUUAUAUGAUGUGGCAGGACAAGGCUACCUCAGAGAAUCAGAUUUAGAAAACUAUAUUUUGGAACUCAUCCCUACUUUGCCACAACUGGAUGGCUUAGAAAAAUCUUUUUAUUCUUUCUAUGUCUGCACAGCAGUUAGAAAGUUCUUCUUCUUUCUGGAUCCUCUCAGAACAGGGAAGAUAAAGAUACAGGAUAUUUUAGCUUGCAGCUUCCUGGAUGAUUUACUGGAGUUAAGGGAUGAAGAACUUUCUAAAGAAAGUCAGGAAACAAACUGGUUUUCUGCUCCUUCUGCAUUAAGAGUUUAUGGUCAGUAUUUAAACCUUGAUAAAGAUCACAAUGGCAUGCUCAGCAAAGAAGAACUGUCCCGAUAUGGAACAGGGACUUUGACCAACAUAUUUUUGGAUCGUGUCUUUCAGGAAUGCUUAACUUAUGAUGGUGAAAUGGACUAUAAAACCUACUUGGACUUUGUGCUUGCAUUAGAAAACAGAAAGGAGCCUGCAGCUCUGCAAUAUAUUUUCAAACUGCUUGAUAUAGAGAACAAAGGACACCUGAAUGUCUUUUCCCUUAAUUAUUUCUUUAGGGCUAUUCAGGAACAAAUGAAAAUUCAUGGACAAGAACCAGUUUCUUUUCAGGAUGUCAAGGAUGAAAUCUUUGAUAUGGUGAAGCCUAAGGACCCGUACAAAAUCUCCCUUCAAGACUUGAUCAAUAGCAGUCAAGGAGACACUGUUACCAGCAUUCUAAUUGAUCUGAACGGCUUCUGGACGUACGAGAACAGAGAGGUCCUUGUGGCAAGCGAUAAUGACAACACUGCUGAUGUUGAUGAUACGUGACUUUGAAUGGGAGCUGCCUGUAUCCAUAGAGAUCUUAAUCUGAUGGGCCAACUGUUGGAAGCUGGAAACAUUCAUUAUUGGAAUCAAUCCCUCUUCCAUUUUCCCUUCCUCCUUUGCCCCUACAUAUGAUAUAAAAUGUAGUACAUAAACGAAUCACAGAACUAAUUUUUGAAACCAAAAAUGCAAGUGUUGUUUAAGAGGCAAACAUUACCUUUUUUUAAAAUAAAUAUUUUUGGACUUUU